UUUGUUUAUUAUAAAUUAAAAAUCUUUAAGACUAGUCAAUAUUAUGUAUUAAUGGCAUAGAACAUGAAUCUUUCAACAAUGGUCCAGAUAUAUUUAACUUGGAUAUUUGGAUUCGUUGCCGAAAUCUCUUCGUGUUACAACAUAGAUACAAACUUUCCUAUUGUUUUUAAAAAUAACAAACAAGGCAGCUAUUUCGGAUCGUCUGUUGAGUUUUAUAGCAACAAAAAUGAACAAUGGGUAUUAAUCGGUGCACCCAAAGCAAAUUCCUCUGGUAUAUAUCGUGUAGGUGUUUUAUAUCAAUGUUCCAUUUCGAAAAACUGUCAAGAAAUUUCGUUAAAAAGUUCACCUAAAGUAAAGGGUAAAAACGAUAGCAUGAUGUUGGGUAUUAGUUUGGCUGUUCAUCCCUCAAAUCGUGGAUUUGUGAGUUGUGGCCAUUUGUGGAAGAAACACAUUCGAAAAAUAGGUUAUUUUCCAAACGGUCUUUGUUAUUUUAUCGAUUACAACAAAAAGACAUAUCAAAAAAGCGAAAUUCUUCUCCGUGAAGAAGGAAAUAAUGGUCAAACAAAACGAAAAAAGGGAACCAACUACACAUUCAACAAUUAUGCUUAUGGUGUAGCUGGCUUCUCUGCAUCAUUUACGGAAGAUGGUGAAAGUGUAAUUUUUGGAGCGCCAGGUGUACUUGAAGGAGCAGGAUCAAUUAUUAAAUAUCCUUGGAACUGGUAUAACUGGUCUAAUUUUUGGGACAUUCUGGAUCCCGAUCCCGAGAAGUUAAUAGAAAUUUCUUUUGAUUCUUACAUAGGUUAUUCUGUUUCUUCUGGACACUUUUUAAGCAAUAAAAGCACGCUAUUUGUAGCCGGAGCUCCGAGGACAGAAAAUAAUCGUGGAUGUGUUUAUAUAUUUGAAAAUUUGCACAAUGUUAAAAUUAAAUUCAAAAUAAUGGGCUCAACGAUGGGAGAAUAUUUUGGAGCUUCUGUUUUAGGUAUAGAUGUUAAUAAUGACCAAUAUACAGAUCUGCUUGUUGGUGCACCUUUCUAUUCCACUUUAAGAGGAGGAGACGAGGGCAUUGUCUAUAUGUAUAUCAGUAACGGGGAAGAGUUAGAAAUACAGUCAAUAGUUUUGAAAGGUUCAAAUAUACCAAAUGCAAGAUUUGGAAUGUCAAUGGCAAAAUGUGGGGACCUCAAUAAAGAUGGAUUCUUGGAUAUUGCCAUUGGUGCACCUUAUGAAGAUGAGAGAGGAGCUGUUUAUAUUUAUCAUGGUGCAGAAAAUGGUGUUAAGCAAAAUCACGUUCAAAGAAUAGCUGCAAAAGAUUUUAGCAUUGAUUUAUCAGGAUUUGGAAUAGCAAUAUCUAAAGGAAGAGAUAUUGAUAAUAAUAAUUACCCAGAUAUCUUAAUUGGAGCAUACGCUUCUGAUUCUGCUAUUCUGUUAAGAUCUCGGCCAUUAGUUUCAAUUCAUACUGAAUUAUUGUUUAAUAAUAAAUACAUCAUUUACAAUCAUUCGAAAUGUAAAAUUAACAAAAGAGAAAUGUCUUGUUUUGAGACAACAUUUUGCAUUAAAUACGACGGACAAGAUGUUCGUGAAGAAAUCAAUAUAACAGUGAAUUUACAAGUUGACAUCCAUCAAAACUUUCCGAGAUGCUAUUUCAUCAAUGACACUGAACAAAUGUUUACUUCGUCACAAACAUCAACCAGUGAAAUUAAUUUAUUUAUCAAUAAUCAAUAUUGCGAUAAUAAAACUAUUUACAUUAAGGAAGGUAUCCAGGAUCUGGAUAAUCCAGUUCACAUUCUCAUGACAUACAAACUGAAUGAAUUUCCAACCGAAGAUUUUUGCAAAAACUGUCCUUUAAUUAAUAAAACUGAUUCCAACAAUACUAUAAGAACGAUUAUGUUUUGGAAAGGAUGCGGAAUUGAUAAUGAAUGCUUAAGCAAUCUUAAAAUCGAAGCUUGGGUCUCUAAUUUAAAUAAGACUAAAACUUUAAUCCUCGGUGAAAAUAAUGUUUUGGAAUUACAAAUAAAAGCAGAAAAUUUGGGAGAGACAGCCUACAACACUACAAUAUAUAUUCAGAUUCCAGAAAAUGUAAUGUUAAUCAAUCAAGCAAAUUGCUAUUUGAAGAAUGCGAAUGAAACUUUCUUUCUGUUUUGCAAUCUUGGAAAUCUUUAUCAAAUUCCUAAACUUUUUACUUUAAAAAUGGACACGUCCGAACUCUCUUCGUCAGUUGAAGAAUUAAUAUUUGAAUUAUUUAUAAACUCCAACAGCAAUGAAUUAGAAAUUGAGGAUAACAAUUACAAACUCGUCAUUCCUGUAAUUUCUAAAGAUAUUCAAAUCAAAGGAUUUACUGAAAAUAAAGUAUUGUUUUUGACAGAAAAGACAAAAUAUCUAAUCAAUCAUACUUACUUUAUAUUUAAAACUCUGAAACAACAGGUACCAUUAGUAGAAGUAGUAUUUUCAAUUCCAAUAAAACAUUCAAAAAGCGGAUUGCAAUUUCUAGAACCUGAAAUUGAGGUAGACAACAGUACAAUUAAUAAUGUUCCUACAAAUUGUAAUGAAGCAAGUUUUAUGACAUCUGUCAUAAAAGGAAAAUACACACAUGAAGACCACGCAAAUCACUCAGAAUUUCAACCAGUUUAUUUAGAUUGUUCAAAUUCUAUUUGCAAAUCUUUCAAAUGUAAGAUGGGACCAUUUUUAAAUACAGAAAGUUUUGCAAAAUUCCAACUACACGGAUAUAUUAAUUUAAAAAACUUGGACAAUAUUGGAAUACAAACUAUCACUGCAAUUAUAUCACAAGGAAUAGUUUUAACACAGAAUAAAAAUAAAACUUCAGAAAAGGAUUAUGCAACAGUAGGAACAUAUUUACAGAAGUAUACUCAUCAAAAGAAAAUUGCCACAUGGAUAAUUAUUGUGAGCAUAUUAGCUGGACUACUGCUUUUUACUCUCAUAAUUUUGUUAUUGGUAAAGUGUGGAUUUUUUAGACGUAAAAAACAAGAAGAAUUACGGGAAAUGAAGGAAAAUAAUCCUGAUACAAUAAAAUGCUAAUGUGACAUUUAUAUAUUGUUUAUUUAAAGUUUAAGUACUUUUGUCAAUAAUAAAAAAAAA
This is a messenger RNA of Centruroides sculpturatus (bark scorpion), 3090 nucleotides long. RefSeq names its product integrin alpha-4-like. Gene Ontology annotation, molecular function: integrin binding. NCBI's taxonomy places the organism in Eukaryota, Metazoa, Arthropoda, Arachnida, Scorpiones, Buthidae. Gene Ontology annotation, biological process: cell adhesion mediated by integrin; integrin-mediated signaling pathway; cell-cell adhesion. Bases 64 to 3030 code for a protein of 988 amino acids. The transcript is spliced from 27 exons. The record is from RefSeq and is a predicted model, not a curated record. Gene Ontology annotation, cellular component: integrin complex; external side of plasma membrane.